This is a messenger RNA of Scedosporium apiospermum, 972 nucleotides long. RefSeq names its product putative succinyl-CoA ligase [ADP-forming] subunit alpha, mitochondrial. The transcript has 3 exons. The record is from RefSeq and is a predicted model, not a curated record. Bases 1 to 972 code for a protein of 323 amino acids. Gene Ontology annotation, molecular function: succinate-CoA ligase (GDP-forming) activity; succinate-CoA ligase (ADP-forming) activity. Gene Ontology annotation, cellular component: succinate-CoA ligase complex (ADP-forming); mitochondrion. Gene Ontology annotation, biological process: tricarboxylic acid cycle. Lineage: Eukaryota; Fungi; Ascomycota; Sordariomycetes; Microascales; Microascaceae.
AUGGCUUUCCAAGCUGCGAGACGAGCUUCGGCUGCCGCCCUGCGUUGCACCCAUUCUCAACACCAUCGAUUCUUUCACCUUACGUCCGCCAAGUUCCAGGGACUUCUAAUUGAUGAAACCACCAGAGUGCUGUACCAAGGCUUCACCGGUCGAGCCGCUACCAACAAUGCAAAAGAUGCUAUAGCACACGGAACCCAGGUUGUCGGUGGUGUAACCCCCGGCAAAGGAGGCCGCAGUCACCUUGGACUACCGGCAGUUAAGGCACUGAAGCCCGACGCCUCAUUUGUCCACGUACCUGCAUCCGCUGCAGCUCGUGCGAUUGAGGAGGCCAUCGAGGCUGAGAUCCCUCUAAUUGUGUCCAUCGCGGAGCACAUCCCCGUUCACGACAUGCUCAGGGUCCAGCAGGUUUUGCGCACACAGAGUACGUCUCGGCUGGUCGGCCCAAACUCACCGGGUAUGAUUGCACCUGGAAAGUGCCGGAUUGGCAUCAUACCGAACGAACAAUGUAUGCCGGGAAGCGUCGGUAUCAUCUCAAGGAGUGGUACCAUGAUCUACGAAGCAGUUGGCGCAACGGGCAGGGCAGGUCUUGGCCAGAGCAUGGUGAUCGGUCUAGGCGGAGAUACGAUGCCAGGGACAACGAUGAAGGAGGCGCUGGAGACUCUCAUACAGCAUAACGAAAGCCGAGGCAUCGUUCUGAUUGGAGAGGUUGGCGGAUUAUUUGAGAUCGAAGCUGCAGAUGCCAUCAAGCGCUACAGACAGUCCUCGAGCAACCCCAAGCCCAUCAUCGCAAUCGUUUCGGGACGGACUGUGCCCCCUGGAAAAGUUAUGGGCCACGCUGGAGCAUUACUAUCGCCGGGGGAGCAAGGCGCAGAAGCCAAGGCACGAGCGCUUCAGGAGGCCGGAGUACUCGUAGUACCGCACCUGGGGAUGCUAGAGAGUACACUCCAUACUUGUUUCCCAUUAGAUCGUUGA